Messenger RNA from Eruca vesicaria subsp. sativa (arugula), 957 nucleotides. The record is from the annotation of a GenBank genome assembly. NCBI's taxonomy places the organism in Eukaryota, Viridiplantae, Streptophyta, Magnoliopsida, Brassicales, Brassicaceae.
AUGGCGACGAGGAAUCGUACGUUGUUGUUCCGAAAGUACAGAAACUCACUGAGGAGCGUCCGUGCUCCGAUGACGGAAUCGAAAUCCGGCGUAGGUCCUGUGAUCGAGAUGGCUAGCUCAUCUCUAUUGCAUCCCAAACGAUCCUAUGCUCCGGUUAGUACCGAAGAUCCAGGGAGUUCGAGUAGAGGAGGAGCAAUAACAGUGGGGUUACCACCAGAUUGGGUCGAUGUUUCUGAGGAGAUUUCAGUGAACAUUCAGAGGGCAAGGACUAAAAUGGCUGAACUGGGGAAGGCUCAUGCGAAAGCCUUGAUGCCUACGUUUGGUGAUGGUAAAGAAGAUCAGCAUCAGAUUGAGUCUUUGACUCAAGAGAUUACUUUCCUGUUGAGGAAAUCAGAGAAGCAACUUCAGAAGCUAUCUGCAGCUGGACCUUCUGAGGAUUCAAACGUCAGGAAAAACGUGCAGAGAUCUCUUGCUACUGAUCUCCAAUUCCUUUCUAUGGAGCUCCGCAAGAAACAGUCUACAUAUCUGAAACGUCUGAGACUACAAAAAGAGGAUGGAGCGGAUUUAGAGAUGAAUCUCAAUGGAAGCAGCUCUAGAGCAGAAGAUGAUGACUUUGAUGAUAUUUUAUUUAGUGAGCAUCAGAUGAGCAAGAUAAAAAAGAGCGAGGAAAUAUCAGUAGAGAGGGAGAAAGAGAUUCAGCAGGUUGUUGAAUCCGUAAACGAGCUCGCCCAGAUAAUGAAGGAUCUUUCUGCACUUGUAAUAGACCAGGGUACAAUAGUUGAUCGGAUUGACUACAACAUCCAGAACGUUGCUAGUACAGUUGAAGAUGGUCUCAAACAGCUGCAAAAGGCAGAACGUACACAGAGAAGUGGAGGUAUGGUUAUGUGUGCGUCUGUUCUUGUCAUCCUCUGCUUAAUCAUGAUAGUACUCUUAAUCCUAAAGGAGAUUUUCUUGUAA